AUGUCGUCCACCACGACCCAUACAGCUGCUGUCCUGCAUGGGGCCCGCGAUCUCCGUAUCGAGCAUAUCAGAACGCCUACUUUACAACCGGAUGAAGUCUCCAUAGCGCCGCGUGCUACAGGCCUCUGCGGUACUGACAUGCAUUACUACGAGAAUGGAAAGAAUGGCAUGUUUGUAGUUGAUCAACCUCUUGUUCUCGGCCAUGAAGCAGCCGGCGAGAUUCUAGAGGUAGGAUCCUCGGUCACAUCUUUCAAACCAGGAGAUCGUGUGGUCUUUGAGCCUCAGCGGCCCUGUGGAUCAUGUCAGGAAUGUCGACAUGGCACUUACAACCUCUGCCCGAAACUGAAAUUUACUGGAUCCGCAAGUGCAAAUCCUCCCGUCCAAGGUUCUCUGCAGUCUGUAUACCAACAUCCGGCCAAUUUUGUGUUCCAUCUUCCCGAUUCAAUCAGCUAUCAGGAAGCAGCCUUAAUUGAACCACUUUCGGUGUCAUUGCAUGCAGUUCGGCGUGCGGGUCUACAUGCGGGUCAGUCAGUGCUUGUCGUGGGCGCUGGACCGAUUGGCCUGCUGUGUGCCAUCAUAGCACGCAUUUCGGGGGCAUCUACAAUUGGAAUGGUGGAUGUGCAACAUAGCCGGUUGGAGUUCGCAAUUCGUCACGGCUAUGCGGACUAUAUUGUGGACGUACCCACAUCUCCCAAGGAGGGCGAGACGAAAACAGACUUUGCCACUCGCAUCGCUAAGGAUAAUUUGGGCCGACACCCUUUGUUUAAACCAGCUAAUGUCGCCUUCGAAUGUACAGGUGUGGAUGUGUGUGCCAACUUGAGCAUUCAUUCUAUGGCUCCACGAGGCAAGGUAGUGAUUGUAGGGAUGGGUGCUCCUCACCAAGUACUGAAUGUGGGUCUUGCGGCUGUUCGUGAGGUUGACAUUAUCAAUGUGUGGCGGUACGCCAAUACCUUUCAGACGGCGAUCGAUCUACUGGUAUCCGGCAAUUUGAACCUCGGGCCGCUUAUUUCACAUACUUUCUCACUCGCAGAAGCCAAAGCCGCCUUCGACAUGCUAUGUUCGCGCCCAGCAGACUUGGUGAAAUGUAUCAUAACGUCGCAGUAG
Messenger RNA from Aspergillus pseudotamarii, 1104 nucleotides. Its product is annotated as NAD(P)-dependent alcohol dehydrogenase. Gene Ontology annotation, molecular function: L-iditol 2-dehydrogenase (NAD+) activity; zinc ion binding. The coding region runs from base 1 to 1104 and encodes 367 amino acids. Gene Ontology annotation, biological process: D-sorbitol catabolic process. The transcript has a single exon. The record is from RefSeq and is a predicted model, not a curated record. Lineage: Eukaryota; Fungi; Ascomycota; Eurotiomycetes; Eurotiales; Aspergillaceae.